Molecule: messenger RNA, 3065 nt
Organism: Rubroshorea leprosula
Lineage: Eukaryota; Viridiplantae; Streptophyta; Magnoliopsida; Malvales; Dipterocarpaceae
Source: the annotation of a GenBank genome assembly
GGCUCUUGUAGCGUUUCCCAGAAAGGUCUGUGCUUCCUCUUCUCGCGAAUUUUCUGGGCAACCAAACAGGAGACAGUUUCCAGAUUGUUCAACUAAUAACUCCAGCAUUCUCCAUAGAUUUCUCUUUUUGGUUGAUCGAUUUGGCAUUGCUUCGACGAAUAAAAAGUCGUCUGGGACUGGCAUUGCCGUUCGAUUUUCCUUGACUUCGAUCGACAGCCGUCAAGGUGACUCUGGUUUUUCCGAGACGAUCGACGGUACCAUUUGGAAUGAUGACUCGGCAGUUCAGAUUAGUUUUAUCUAUAUUUGUGCUGUUUUUGUUUUCGGUACGGUCUCAGGCUGCUGUGUCAAGCAUAGAUCUAGGUUCGGAAUCGUUAAAAGUUGCCGUGGUAAACCUAAAACCUGGGCAGAGCCCAAUCACAAUAGCCAUCAAUGAGAUGUCCAAGCGGAAAUCUCCAGCUUUGGUGGCAUUCCAGUCUGGAACUAGGUUACUCGGUGAAGAAGCAGCAGGAAUCGUAGCUCGUUAUCCUGAUAAAGUCUAUUCCCAGCUCAGGGACAUGGUUGGGAAACCCUAUAAGCAUGUUAAGGGUUUUAUUGAUUCCAUGUACUUGCCAUUUGAUAUCGUAGAGGAUUCUAGAGGUGCCGUCAGUUUCAAAAUUGACGAUAAUGUUACAGGUUAUUCAAUUGAGGAGUUACUGGCAAUGAUUUUGAGUUAUGCAGCGAAUUUGGCUGAGUUUCAUUCAAAAGUGCCUGUUAAGGAUGCAGUGAUUUCAGUGCCACCCUACUUUGGACAAGCAGAGAGAAAGGGGUUGCUCCAGGCAGCACGGUUGGCAGGGAUUAAUGCUCUUUGUUUGAUAAAUGAGCAUUCAGGUGCUGCCUUGCAGUAUGGGAUUGAUAAGGAUUUCUCAAAUGGAUCAAGGCAUGUUAUAUUUUAUGAUAUGGGUUCCAGCAGCACUUAUGCAGCUCUUGUGUAUUAUUCUGCAUAUAAUGCUAAGGAGUUUGGAAAGACUGUUUCUGUUAACCAGUUUCAGGUUAAGGAUGUUAGAUGGGACUCAGAACUUGGUGGUCAGAAUAUGGAAUUGAGGUUGGUGGAGUACUUUGCAGAUGAAUUCAAUAAACAACUUGGAAAUGGGGUUGAUGUGAGGAAGUCUCCAAAAGCAAUGGCUAAAUUGAAGAAACAGGUCAAACGUACCAAAGAAAUUCUAAGUGCAAAUACCAUGGCUCCAUUAUCCAUUGAGUCCUUCUAUGAUGAUAGAGACUUCAGGAGCACCAUUACCCGCGAGAAGUUUGAAGAGCUCUGUGCAGAUCUUUGGGAGAGAUCUCUUACACCUGUGAAAGAAGUGCUCAAGCACUCUGGCUUAAAAUUAGAUGACAUAUUUGCAGUGGAGUUGAUUGGAGGAGCAACUAGAGUACCAAAGUUGCAGGCUAAGCUUCAGGAAUUUCUUGGAAGAAAAGAGCUGGACAAACACCUGGAUGCUGAUGAAGCAAUUGUUCUUGGUGCGGCCCUUCAUGCUGCUAAUUUAAGUGAUGGAAUCAAAUUAAAUCGUAAGCUGGGAAUGAUUGAUGGUUCUUCAUAUGGAUUUGUUAUUGAAUUGGAUGGACCUGGUCUUUCGGAAAAUGAUAGCAACAAGCAAUUACUUGUUCCAAGGAUGAAGAAGCUUCCCAGUAAGAUGUUCAGGACUAUCAUCCAUAAUAAAGAUUUUGGAGUUUCACUUGCCUAUGAAAGUGAAGAUCUCCUACCGCCCGGUCUUUUAUCCCCUGUGUUUGCUCAGUAUGCUGUGUCUGGUUUGGCAGAGGCAUCUGAGAAGUAUUCAUCUCGCAAUUUAUCCUCACCUAUCAAAACAAACCUACACUUUUCACUUAGUAGAAGUGGAAUCAUUUCUUUAGAUCGAGCAGAGGCUGUUAUUGAAAUAUCAGAGUGGGUAGAAGUUCCUAAAAAGAAUCUAUCUAUAGAGAAUACAACUACUGCUUCAUCUAACAAAUCUGUUGAAGUUGGUGUUGAUGCUGAAAAGGCCUCAGAAGAAAACAAAGAAAGCUUGAAUUCAGAUGGUGUACUGACCAACACAUCAGACACUACUGUUGAAGAACCAAGUACAGUAGAUCUUGGUACGGAGAAAAAGCUGAGGAAACGGACAUUUAGAGUGCCACUGAAGAUAGUGGAGAAAACAAUAGGGCCUGGAAUGUCUCUGUCAAAGGAGUCUCUUGCUGAAGCUAAAGGUAAAUUGGAGGCACUGGACAAGAAGGAUGCUGAAAGGAGAAAGACUGCUGAGUUAAAAAACAACCUUGAAGCCUAUAUAUAUUCUACCAAAGAAAAGCUUGAAUCUGAAGAUUUUGAGAAAAUAUCUUCUGCUGAUGAACGCCAGUCCUUUAUCCAAAAGCUUGAUGAGGUUCAAGAAUGGCUAUACACUGAUGGAGAAGAUGCAACAGCUAAGGAGUUUCAAGAACAUCUGGAUUCAUUAAAAACUGCUGGUGAUCCAAUAUUUUUCCGAUUUAAAGAACUAACUGAGCGGCCAGCAGCAGUAGAAUACUCUCAAAAAUACCUUGAUCAACUGCAGCAGGUAUGUGUGAUCCUUCUUUUUUGAAGGAUUUUAGUAUUAAAUGCAUUAUUAUGUUCAAGUAACAUACUGAUGUUGCCGCAUAUUUAUAUCCCAUACCAUUCAGAUGACAAUUGUCCUUCAUAAUAAAGGAAAGAAAGAGUAGUUUUAAAAAUGCAGGAUUGACAUAAAUAACCUUUUGUCCUCAUGCAGAUUCUACUUGGUGUUCAAGCUAAAACAGUUUAUGUGCAAACUGAAAAUUUGUAAAUGAACCAUAAUCAACUUCAUAUACUUAUGAUCUAACUAAAUUGGAUUAUUUUGAUUCACUUGCAAUAUACCCAUGACUCUAUUUAUUAUUUUGUUUCUCAGUCUGUAAAUUGAUAGCUGAUCUUAGUCUCACCCCCACCUUAUUUAUUUGCUAAUCUGUGUUUCUUGUGAGAUGGUAAUGGAGCCAUCAGCUCUCCCUCAGCUGAGAGAACUCAAUUCCAUUCAGUUUGCAGCUCCUUAAGAUACAAAUAUAUAUACAUAUUCUUG